GGACUCGGCCAAUGUUUUUCUUUUCUCCCCCAGAGCUGCCAAUCGAUAUUAAUGUGGUCAUAUGUGCUAUAUCAUCGCCUGAUAAAUUCCCCUCUUCGAUCUGCGCCAAAAAAGUUCGGGACUGAGCCUUAUUAUUAGUCGUUGCAGCUGUUGCUCGCGUGCUGGCGCACAACUAACUCUCACACGCCCGAGAGUUUGUUUUCCCCCUUGGUUGUAACUCUCUCAUAUUACACACAAACCUUCCCUCUCGCAGCCCCGACGACGACACCUCCUCUUCCCUCCUCCUUUCAUCACGCUCGUGAGACCGUCGCUGUUGGACCUUGCACCACUCGAGCACCCGCACAAGAGACAUUCCACACGCCGCCGACGGGUCUCCUUCACCCAUGAUACGUCUCAGCCUGUGAUGUUUACCUGCUCUCGUCUGUGUCUCUCGUGCCCCUCGUGCUGAGCCCGCCUUUUUUUUUCUGUCGCUCCCGCACCACGAUCGAUUCCUGUCUCAUCCGUCGCUCAGACAUUUCACUCGCUUUUGCUCUCACUUGAUUGUCUUUACCUGUCUCCAUCCUCCUGCUCGUAACCACUCGGUCGACCUCCACACCGGAUGAUCUGUCUCAGAGUCUGCGUCAUCCCCUCGUUUGCAUCAAGGUGUCAGUCACCGCCGCGUGACCAAGCCAUAUUAUACAAGGAGCCGCGCCUCUGGUAACCAUAUACCGGAGGUUACCAUUUUGGAACCAUCUUCUCAACCACGUACUCUCUUACACGCACACGCCCUUCCAACAUGGCGGCCUUCGACACAGCCAGCCCCGCCAGCAGUAUCUCAGGAACUCAGAGCGAGCCUCGUUCUACCCUGUCACGGAGACAGAGACCACCGGACAUUGAUAUUACCGCCGCCAUGCAGAACAGGAUCCCGCUCCGGGCUACCAAGGAGUCCAGGUCGGGCAAGAGGGAGUCGAGACUGGGAUUCAGGAGCAUCUUCGCCAGGCAUCGAGGGUCUAGUGAUGGCGAUGAGAUUAGAGCGGCUCGGAAUGUCGCGAGGGCUGGGAAGCGAGACUCGAUUACCGUGGACAGGGACGGCAACCCAUCUUACGGCUUGCGGCCCACGGCAGCGCAGUCAGAGACGCACCUCGCACCAAUGUCAGCUGAUGGGCCAUUUCUCAGACCCCGGACCUCAACUAUCAAGUCUCCAACCUUCAUGGCGCCAAGGUCACCACUCGGUCCAGCGGGCAAGAGGCGAGGAUCACUUGCCACUUGGGAUCCGGUUCCUCUCUUCCAGGCAUACCCGCAGGCUGUUCGGACCGCAACUCUGCCAGCCUGUGUCCAAGCGGACAGCCUUCUCCGGGCGCACCAGAAGAGAGAAUUGAUCAACAACAGCAACAUCAACCACCCAGACCUCGGGGACCAGAAGGCCUUGUUCGUGGACAUGGCGCGCAAGAAGCACAGGCGUAACAGCUCAUCUGUCAAGCUCGACUGGACCACCAAACUGUACGUCCUGGUCACCUCGGGGUAUCUGCUGCAGUACAGCGGUGAUGGCACUCACGACCGCCUGCCUGAGAAGGUCAUCCAGCUGUGCAAAGACUCGGCCGCUUUCGCGAGCGAUAUCAUCCCAGGAAAGCACUGGGUGCUUCAAGUAUCUUCCGUGUUCGAAGAGGGAGCUCUCACAAGCCAGGACACCAGGUCAUUGUUCGGCAAAUUCGGGAUGCGGGAGAAGGAGAAGCGCCUGGCCUCCGACAUCUUGAUGGUCUUUGAGAAUGUCGACGACAUGGAGGAUUGGAUGUCUUUCUUGCGAAGGGAAAUCGAAUCUUUGGGAGGCAAACGGCCUGUGACGGAGACAGGAGCGCCCAAGGAGCACGUGCAACACACUCCACUGAGGACUCACUCAAGUCAAAGGGCACUGGUUGUGAGAGACCCACAUAGGUUUGGGUCAGUGACGAGCCCGGAGACGCGAUGGGAUGCCCCGGUCGCCCUCGAUGAGCCAGAGAUGCACAUCGACGCGACGAUGACCGAGUUGCCCCUGGAUCGAAGUUUUGAUGACAACUCCACCACCAACAGCUUUGUGUCCCAGGACGGGCGGCAGCUCGACGGCCUCCGGGACAGCUCCAACCGGUAUUCGUUCACGUCGGCGGCCAGGACAAUUGUCACCUCCGACUCAUCGCCGUCCAACUCGCCCAUUCGCGACAGCUUUGGAAGCCUGAUAAGCAACUCAGAUGAGCCCACUCCCUUGGCGGAGGAGACCGAGAUUCGACGCCGACCCAACGCUGCAGAGAUCGAGGACCGACGCCAGUCCUACCGGACCAACAAUAUGGUGCAUGAUAUAAGCGCCAGCCCGGCGCAUAGGGCACACUCGUCCCUGUCAUCCAUCCAGGAGCCGCCUAACUUCAGCCUCCCGUACGCGGGGACACGUCGCCGUUCCGCAACACAUGAUGCAGUACACGUCCACAAUGCCCACGGCGCAUCGGGGCGGCCACCACGAAGGAUGCGGCGCCCCCCUCCCUCGGCGCUCGGCUUGUCCAGACCACUGUCGAUCGUCGCAGAUACUCCCUCCCCAUCGAAGCUCUCGCCGACGCCACGGAGCCCUCUCAAGACUGACGACAGCACCGGUGCUUCACAACGUCCAACCUCGCCAUCAAUGUUUGCAGGCUGGACCCCAGGGAACGCCAAACCCGAGUAUGAUCUCUCCUCGCGAGCCUCCAGUCGCGGCUCGCUGAGGACGAGCUACCAAGUGUCGGUGCACAACAGCCCGCGCAAGUACGCGAGCAUGACCACGCUCCGCCCCGCCGCCGACGACUCCGUAUGGGGCGAGGCGCCAAAGUUUGACCUGCCCAUCCACGCUGCAUUCAGCAGGCCCGCCCUGCGCGACGGGGCCGAGGACCCGGCGGGGAUCCCCCGGAGCAUGUCUUCGAUGGGCACGUACGAGAGCUCCGGCAGGAGCCGGUCCCCCAUCAUCCGGGCCGCCGCGGCCAAGAAGAGGGCGAGCAUGUGCAGCCUCCCCAGCGUCAAGGUGUCCCCGCGCCACCGGUCGGUAUCCAUGUUCCCCACCACCGCCACCAGCCGGCACCGGGACCUUUCCGCCGACGGCCGGACCCCGUCGCCGCCGUCGCCGUCACCGUCGCCGCACCGCGGGCCGAAGCGGGGAUCGGCCAUGACGAUCCCCGGCUACGCGGGGCAGAAGCGCUCGCGGCCGUCGUCGCCGCGGACCAACAACAACAACAACAUCACCCUGAUCAACAGGCGCAGCCUCCCGCAGAUGCCGCACCUGCACCCGCAGCAGAACUCCCCGCUGCUGCCGCCCCCCGCGCCGCCACCGACCAAGGCGCUGCCGCCGAUCCCCCCUCAGGCGAGGAAGAGGAGGUCGUCGAGCAUCCCGCCCCGGAUGGGGAUGAGGACCCCCGCGACGCUGGUCGGAGGGGAGAUAUGACCGGACGACAUUUGAACAUGUCCUGGUAUUUUUUUUGUUUUUGUUUUCCUGAAAGGAAAUACGUAUGACUGAUAUGAAUUGAAAUGGUGAACGGGGUAUGCGACGGAACGGAAAUGAAAGCUCGGGAAGGAAGCGCGGGAACUUCCUAUACUAUACAACAUUCGACAGUCAUAGCGCCACUGGGUGGUGCGCUUGAACCUCGCUAAAUGCGACCUUUUUUUUGUCCUUGUUUCUCCUUUGUCUGGGUUUUCUCCACGGCGGUGUUUUGGGGGCCGGUACGGGAAAAACACGGGAACAAAAAAGGGAAGACUGGUUGGUGGCCAACCGGUCGGGGAGCAAACGGAUUUUCUUGGGAACGGGAAACCAGGAACGACGGAAGGCACGGAUGGCGUCCCAACGAGUAAGCGCUGUCAUGUGCUGAUUAUUAUUUUUUUUCCCUGUCCGAGCCUACAUGUGUGUUUUGUUUUGUAAGAGACAUGGUGGAGAUGGGAAAGAUAUAUGUAUCUGGGCGGGAUAUUAGAGGAUACCUGGGCAAGCACGUGCAGCAUUUGCCUGGGAGGAUAAGGACUUGCUAGCUUAGGUAGCUAGCUAUCUAUUGAUGGUCACAAUCACAGCCAUAAACUUAAAGGAGGGGUACAGCACAGCGUCUUUUGGUUUGAAGACGGAGAAGGCUAGCUGGAUCUGGUGAUUUGGACCAAACACGG
Diaporthe batatas is the source of this 4116-nucleotide messenger RNA. RefSeq lists its product as uncharacterized. The record is from RefSeq and is a predicted model, not a curated record. The transcript has a single exon. Lineage: Eukaryota; Fungi; Ascomycota; Sordariomycetes; Diaporthales; Diaporthaceae. The coding region runs from base 776 to 3412 and encodes 878 amino acids.